ACUUUGAGUUUAGAAGAGACAACCGUUGAUCGAGAUGAAAAUUAUGUUUACAGUUUAUACUUUUGUAUUCUUAUCUAAAAUAAAAUAAAGUUUACAGCUACAAAAUAUAUAAAUAUAAAAAAAUAUUAGACGGCAGAAAAGAGGAAAAUUAAUGUUUAUGCAUGUUUGUUACUAGGUGUAUUUUUUGGUGUAUAUAGUUUUAACUUUUACUGUCUUAAGUCAACUAGAACUAUGGGAUCAACUAAUAUUCAGACUGCAAUUAGAGUUAGGCCUCUAAUAGAAAGGGAGAAGAAGGAAAAACUAGAAACAAUGUGGCUAGUAAAAGAAAAUAGCAUUGUUCAACUAGAUUCAUAUCAGAAUUUUGUGGGUGAACCUUAUAGCUUUGAUCACAUUUUUGACCACACCAAAUCAAAUCAAGAUGUUUAUAAUAGUGUAGUAAAGCCUCUUGUCAUGUCUUGUCUGGAAGGUAUACAUGCAACUAUAUUUGCUUAUGGACAAACAUCGUCAGGUAAAACACAUACUAUGUUGGGAGAUAAAAAUGUUCCUGGCAUAAUCAGUUAUGCUGUUCAAGAUAUUUUUUCUUAUAUAAAAGAAACUUCAACAAGAGAUUUUUUAUUAAGGUGUUCAUAUUUGGAGAUUUACAACGAAAAAAUUAAUGAUCUGUUAGACACAAAUGCAACAGAUAUAAAGAUAAGGGAAGGUUACGAUUCAGGCGUUUAUGUUGAGGCUAAGGAAGAAGUAAUAAGGGAACCUUUAGAACUAUUUAAUAUCAUGAAAAGGGGAAUGAAAACUCGGAAAAUAGGGUGUACAGAUAUGAAUGAACGAUCUAGUCGAUCUCAUACUAUUUUUAAAUUGGUUAUCCAUUCUCAAAACAAAGGAGAUUCAGAAGUUUCUAAAACAACAGAAUCAACUUUAAGUCUUGUAGACCUUGCUGGAUCAGAACGCGUUGGUCAAAUGAAUAUGGGUGGCGUCCGACAAGCAGAAGGUGUAUCAAUUAACAAAUCCCUGACAACAUUAGGACUAGUCAUCAGAAAACUUAGUGAAAACGAAACUUACAUUAAUUACAGGGAUUCAAAACUCACCCGUUUAUUGCAGGAUUCUUUGGGAGGCAAUUCCAGCACUUUAAUUAUAGCUACUGUAACUGUAGCAGCGGAAGAAACAAAAUCAACAUUGGAAUUUGCCCAAAGAGCAAAAAAAGUAAAAAAUCGACCCAUAAUCAAUGAGAAAGUCACUGACAAAGAGCAACUGAAACAGUAUGAACAUUUAUGUCAGGAUUAUAAAAAACAAGUUGAGAAAUUACGACUGGAGAAAAUGGAGAGGGAAAAAACUAUUGAAGCUUUAGAAGGUAAAAUUGGCAAUAUUAAACUGUUUACUGCAGGGAACGAUGAACGACCUCGAAGUAGAAUACCUUCUAGAAGACACACCUUGGGAUUUUAUAAAAGUCAUGCAAAACUAGGUUUGCCAAUUUUUAAUGAUGAGUGUGAUCAAGAUGAAUUUAUCAAACCACUUCCGUUAUCACCAGUCAAAUCUGAGAUUUGCUUUAGAAUGUCUAACUCUGAUGAUAAAGAAAACUCGAUAAUUCAGUCACCUCCUCUUACACCUAUAAAUUGUCAGGAGUUUAAAUUUUUAGAGCCUCCAAAAACACCUUAUUCUUCCUUAAAAACCGAAAAGGUACUUCUAGAAGAAUCUUAUGAAAACCUUAAAGAGUUUACUACGUUUGAAAAGUUGUUACAAGACAAAGGGGAUGAAGUACAGGAGCUGCAGAAAAUAAUUGACAAUUUAAGAAACGAAAAUUGUAAAUUACAGGAACAAAAACUAAAAUGGCAGGAAAUGGUGCAUGAAGAUAAUACAUAUUUGUCUGAUAGGCUCGUUCUUUUAGAAAAUAUCUUAAAGCGUGAUGAACCUAGUAAAAGAGGAUCUCUAACCACCAUUUUGGAAGAAGAACUUGAACUUUUUUCUGAUAACAUCGAGACUUCGGAUCACAGUAUAGAUUCUGAUAGUUUAAACUCCAAAGAAGAUGAAGAACUUAAUAGAUUGAAACAGUUGGUCGAACAGUUUAAGUGUGACUUAUCAAACAAGGACAUGGAAUUAACUAUUCUCACAGAAGAAAUUAGAAAUUGUAGGAACAAAAUUAUUCAAAAAGAUGAAAUUAUUGAGAACCUUCAAAAAAAGAUCAUACAAGAACAGGAUGUUAAAGAAGCCGAAUUGGAAAUUUUAAAUAACAAAAUUAUUAAAUCAAAUCAGUAUAAGGAAAUGAUGCAUACUGAAAUUGCAAAGUUAAAAUGUCAGAAUGAGGAACUUCAGAAUCAGUGUAACACAGAGUCUGAAAAAAAUACAAUUAAUGACUUAAGGGCAUUAUGUGAUAAUUUAAGAUCUAAAUUGACAUUUACUGAGUCUCAAGUAUCCGACUUACAGAAGACUAAUAUGGCUUUGGAGGAUAAAUUACAAAACAGUAUCGCUGAACUUCAGGCAUAUGACAUUUUAAAAGGUGAAAUGGAGCAGUUAAAAUCUGAUGAAAAAAAUGAUGCUGAUAAGUUGCGAGAAGCAAAUGUGGAAGAAAUUAAUAGAUUACAAUCUGAACUAUGUAACAGAAAAUCUGAAAUACAGAAACUAAUAUCUGAUUUAGAGUCUUCUCAAUCUCAACUUGCGGGUAAACAACAGGAGUUAGAAUGCACUAGUCAGGAAUUAGACCUUUCAAAAAAACGUAUUAACGAUCUUGAAGCCUCCGUUCUUGAAUUGGAGACUAAAUUAACGAGCAACGCUACUGAACUUCAAGAUUUAGUUGCUUUAAAAAGGCAAAAGGACUUACUUAUAUCUGAAAAUGACAAUAAAGAUAAACAAAUCGAAUUACUACAGAACUCAAAUGAUGAACUAAAAAAUAAUGGUUCUUUAUUGGCAGAAAAGGAGCUACAAAUCAAACAUCUAAAUUCUGAAAUUGAAAAACUACAAACAGAAUUAGACGAUGUGAAUUUCCAACUGACAGGAGAGCAACAAGAAUUAGAAAGUACUAAUCAACAAUUGGAAUUGGCAAAACAACAUGUAAAACACCUUACAGCUGAAGUACUUGCCUUGGAAGCUGAAGUAACGAACAGUAAGUCUGGGCACCAGGAAUGUGAUUCCUUAAAACACCAACUAGACUUGCUGAAGUCUGAAAGUGUAAACAAAGACCAAAAGAUUGAAAUACUUGAAAAAUCAAAUCAUGAUCUAAAUAAUGAAAUUGCAUCUGUGGCGGAAAAAGAUAAAAAAUUGGAGGGAUUAAAUAUCGAACUUUUGGAGCAAAAAUCUCAACUAGAAAAACUUGAGUCUGACUUAAAAGACGCCUAUUCCCAAAUAAACCGUAAGCAACAGGAAUUAGAAGAUACUGUUCGGGAAUUAGAGUCUGUAAAACAACAUAUUGUAGAUUAUGAGACCAAAGUUGUUUCUUUACAAAGUGAUCUAUUGAAAGUUACCCUUCAAAUUCAAGAAUACGAUUCUCAAGAAAAGCAAUUGAAUCAAUUGAAAUCAGAUUGCAUAUUUAAAGAUGAUGAGAUUCUCAUAUUAAAAAAGUCAAGUCAAGAUUUAAUUGCCGAGCUAAAGGAGCGUAAUGAGUCAGAGAAAACAUUAAAGGAUGAAAUUGACCAUUUGAAUAGUCAAAGUCUAAGUAAAGAUGCGGAAAUAGGUGAGCUAAGAAACACAAUUGACAAUCUAAUGGGACAGAUUACCCUGCUAGAGCAAAACAUGAAAGAAUUAAAAUCCCAGCUUCUUGACAAAAUAACUGAAUUAGAUUUAUUGCAGUCAGAGAACUGCAAAAUUAAUGUAUUACAAAAAGCAAACUCUGACCAGUUAAAAGAGCGAAAUGAGUACAAUGAGAAAGUUAAAGUAUUAGAGGAACAAAUUUGCCAAUUAAAAGGUGAAAAUUUAAAUAAAGAUACCCAAAUAAAUAAACUGGAGGGGACAGUCAAUAAUCUUUUGGAACAAAUUUCCAUCCUAGAGAAAAACAUAAACAAUUUACAAUCAGAGCUUGUGAGAGAAAAAACAACUCAACUUGAUUCUUUGCAGUCUGAAAACAGCAAGAUUGAAGUGUUACAAAAAUCAAAUUCUGAUUUAAAUGAGAAAAUCUCUACUUUAGCAGAACAGGGGCAGAGAGUGGAACAAGUAGCCUCUGAACAAAAAUUGCAAAUUGAAAAGCUCAAAUCAGAAUUAAAUUGCAAGUGUCAAGAGUUAGAUUUUGCAAAACAACAGGUUCAAGAAUUUAAAGCAAAAGUUGUGAACUUAGAAACUCAACUUAACGUUAGGACUUCGGAGAUUAACGAUUCUUUAAAACAUGAAUUGGACUUGCUUAAAUCCGAAGGUGCAAAUAAAGAUAAAGAAAUUAACAAGUUACAGAAAUCUAACGACUAUCUGAACCAGAAAAUAGCAGAAAAAGAUGCUGAAAUACUGAAAAAACAAGAAGACUUAAAGUAUGCUACUCAGGAGUUUCAGGUAACAAAAGAACAUAUUAGCAAUCUUAAAACUAAGAUUACUGAUUUAGAAGCUGCAUUAAAAAAUAGUGCUAUAGAACUUCAAAACUAUGAAUCUCUAAAAGGUCAACUAAAUUUACUAAAAUCUGAAAGCGUUACUAAAGAUCAGGAUAUCCAUAAGUUGCGCAAAUCAUUGGAAGACAAUGUUUGUAAUAUGGAAUCACUACAAAAUUCCAUUUUCACACUCAAGAAUUCCAGGGAAGAAUCCAUAAAAGAAGUCUUGCACCUGAAAAGUAAGUUAGUCCAAACCGAGACUAAAUUACAAGAAAAAGUCCGCCAUAUCGAGUCUCUGGAAAAUACCAUCGCGACACUGCAGAGUUCUAGAGACCAAUCCAUAAAGGAGGUAUCUCAUCUGAAAAGUAAGUUAGCCCAAACUGAGAAGGAUUUAGAGAUUAAAAAUAGUAAAAAGUUAAAAGAUAUAGAAAACUUAUCAGAGAUUGAAUAUGCCAGAAUACAAGAUUUGCUAAUAGCUAGGGAAAGAGAUCUGACAAAUAAAAUAGAAGAAAAUGAGAACCUUAAAAAGGAAAAUUACAAUCUAAACCAAAAAAUUCGGCAUCUACAGGUUGAAAUAAAUGAUCUUAAAACAAAAAUGAGAGAGAGCUAUAAAGAUGCUUCUGAGGUGGAUGAUCUUAGGAUGCAGUUACGCAUUCUGGAAUCUGAAGCAAAAGAGAAAAAACUUCAAGCUCAAUAUGCUCGUGAGGAUUAUUUAACUUUAAAACGUUCCUACAACUCAUUGGAAGAAAAGUUACUUUUGAGCAAAAAGGAGCUCGCUGAUCAGAAAAAGCUGUCUACAAAAAGCGAGAAAACGUUGGAAAUUAUAAAAAAUGUCAUGGAAAAAAACGAUUUUGGCCUUAAGUACAUGCCCUUUGAGCAGCAACUUACUGAACUAAUCCUAAAAGUAAAAAGUUUAAGUAAAGAUUUAGCGGAAGCGCAUGCUGAAGUGAACUUAAAAUCUUCUCAACUUUCAACAGCACAAGCUGAAUUAAGUAAAAUUUCUUCGGAUCAUCAGUCCUGCAUUAAAUCUAUUGAAAAUUUAACCCGGGAAAAAAAUGAUCUUCAAUACAAGUUGGCUGAAGCUGAGAAAUCAUUGGCAAGGGAACAGAAAAAAAUUGAAUUGAAUGCAGAAGAACUAGUACAAGCUGAGAGGCGUUGUAAAGACCUACAAGAAAAAUUAAAGUUACAAAGAGAUAAGAUGAUUUCAUUUAAAGAAAAGCUAAGUGCCAAAGAACAAGAAGUUCUAAGUUUAGAAGCUAAAGUGGGUGAACUGUUGAAGUUUAAGAAAACACUCCAAGAUUCUCAGGAAAAGAUUGUGGUUCCAAGAAGAUCGGACGAGAGUAGCAGGUCGAUGUCUCCAAAUGACCUUAGGAAAGUUAAGAGGCAGCUACUGCUGGACCAAAGGAGAGGAUUGAGUCCAGAUAUCGCUAGUUCAGAUGAGGAUUCGAAUGGUUGUGAAACGUGCGUUAAACUCAAUACUAAAAUCUCCUAUCUUAAAACUGUUAACGAAAUACUUAAAGAACAGAUGGGCGAAUUAAAUAGUGACAUUCGGGAUUUAGACAAAGAAAAUGAAGAUUUAGAAAUUAAAGUUAAAAACAUGGAGGAGAGAAGAGAUUCUCUAGAAAAAGAAAAUGCUGAUCUGAGGGUUACAAUUUCCUGGUUAAGUAAACAAAGCAAUUCAAAGGGAAAUGGACCUAAUGUUGAAAAAGGCGUGCAGGUUGAGUGUAAUAGUGAUAUCCAAGAAAAACUAGAGUUAUAUAAAAAACUUGCAGUAACGAGGCGAAAAGAGGCCAAUAUCUUAAGGUCUAAAUUGGGGUUACCUUUGGAUUGUCCUGUGCUGCAAAUGCAAAAAAAUCAUGACGACGUGCCUUAACUUUACAAUUAUAGAUUAUUUUGUAAAAUUACAAUUUAGUCAUGAGUUAAAAAGAAAGUGGAACAAGAAUGUUAAAGAUUUAACAAACCAAGUUUAAAUAAUUUUAGUUUUAGCCUUAAAUUUCGACAAACUUAUAUGUUUGGAAUCAAGGUCUGUAUAUUUUUAAUGCCUUAAGACUGAUCUUUUUGUGUAACUUUAUAAUAUGAUGUGAUGUUACCACCAUGUGAUAAUAGAGUAUUAGUGCCAUUUUAAUGGGACUAUUAAGUUUUUAAAACGAUAAUUAGAUUAUAUUUUAACACUGUGUGGCUAAUAAUUUUGUAAAUUUUAGUGUCUAAUUAAUGUAUUCAUCCCCAAUUUUUUCAUAAUUUAAUAAAAUAUAAAUUUCAUUUUCCAGAAAUGUAAUUAUAUAUGGACUAGUUUUAGGGAAAAAAAUAUACCAGUUUUUUUUCUUGAACGCGAGAGCCGAACGUAGAGAGUAGAAAGCAAAAAAAAAAUCGAAUUAUACUGUAGAAAAUUACAAUUUUUUAGUAAUUAUUUAGGGUUUAUAGUGAUGCUUUAUUAGAAAAAACUAGUUAAAACUAAACAAAACAUAAAAAAAACACAAAUUUUUAAUCUUAGCGGAUUGUAAAAGGCCAAAGAAAGAAAUAUGAAAAAACUGCAUUGAGUAAAAAAAAACAAUAUAAACAAGAUUUACGAGAAAAAUAAAGCAUAUAAUUUUAAUUGUUUUUAAAUAAUUCAAUAUGUUUAUAAUUUUGUGUGAAAAACGUUUAAUUUACUUUAGUUUAAGAAAAUAAAGAAUAUUAAGGACAUGAUUUUAAAUUACAAAAAAAUAGCAACGCGACUCAAAUGAUAAAAAGAUAGGUCUGUACUCUUACAAGUCGGAUAAUUGGGAUUUUCUUUGUAUUUUUGCAUUUGUCCUUUGUUUUUCUGGUUGCCUCUUCCUGAAGAAGCCAAUAAGCAUCGAUUAAAAUAUAAACAAAAUACAAGUACAAAUGAUUGUAAUGUACUACAACGAUAUUGGUGACGCCGCAAAUAUCAGCUGUUCUUUAUCAUUCCGGAAUCAUCGUGGUGAUGCAAGCGGUCACACUGCACGUCUUUGGAGACGCGUGGAAGGACAGCGAAUCUUCCAGAAUAUAUAUAAGGAGUGGAUAGUACGGAAUCUUUUGGGCUGACUGGAUGGCACUAUAUCAUAAAAUAUUAAUCAGCGUCAGUUUAAAGCGGCUCCAAAAGCAAACGAUUGAUCAUAUAGGGAGAAAGCCAUUGCCCUUACUUUGGCCUUAAGAGAUGUGGCAGCCAUCCUGCAAAGAAUAUCCCCAGAAGAACAAGUGUACGACCACCUAGUGAGGCAUUUGGAGAUGUGCUACUAUGUGUGGUUCGACUGGUAUAUCCUGAUGUCCCGGAAAUAAUCAUGGAGGUUUGGCAGUUCAAGCAUUCGUAGAUGGACUCGUGUCCGGCAAGUGAUUCCAGAAGAGAAAUGCUUUGAGGAAUCGGUAAAGCGGAUUUUUAGGGAGGCGAUUGGAGCACGUAGCCGGUAUGACCGGAAAUUGGGCUGUUGCAAAUGUGACAAAGUAGUUCACAAAAAAAGACACUCUCCAGAAGGCGCCAAACUAAGGAAGAUCGGUGUUAUCGUCUAUUCAGCUAGCCGUAGCAAGAAGACUUUAUCCGGAGGACUGUAAAAAGCAUUGUCAGCGAACAGAGGAGAAAUUCAGUUGUUAAGAACCACGACCACAGAUGUAAAUAGCUCCGCACUAUGUAUGUAAUGUGCGGAGCUCUUUACAUCUGUGCUACCACCUUCCAUAAUACUUGGCAAAAUGGGGAUCUUAUAAAAGACUAAGAGGACGAUAUCUAGAUACUUGUAGUCUGGAUAAAGAAAAGGAAGAAGCCAACUUGGAAAGAAGUUGCCAACUAUUUUCCUAACGUCAUAUUGGUCACAAUGGCACUCCCGAAUUUUGGAAGAUAGACUCUUGGCGGCGGAAAGUAGUUGACCAGAGGAAAUAAGGAGAAUCGUUGUGUUUCAAUGUCGGAUUUCGGUGUUGUUAGAGGAAAUCCAUGCCGGUGUGGCAGGAGGACAUCUUGGAGUAAGAAAGACCAUGCGCAAAGUGAAGGCAAGAUUUUACUGGGUCAAUAGCAAUGUAGAGUAAGGAACUGGUGCAGGAAAUGCGUUGUAAAUGCGGCAAGUAAUGGGCAGAGAAAGAAGAACGCUUUGUUGCGUAGAUCUAUUUAAUCUAUCUAACUGGAUAAUUUUUUAUCCAGCUUAUUCCAGAUCAUCUGUAAGACGCUUGGAAUAAAGAAAGCGAGAACUGCUGCAUUACACCCGUAGUCAGAUGGCAUGGUGGAACGAAUCAUUAGAAUCAAAGUAGCCUCUAGCCAUCAAAGAGACUGGAAUAACUUUCUACAUUUGUUCUUGAUCGGCCAUCCAUGAAAUUACACGAAAGUCUUCGGCUUGAAGUGAUCUUGGUUGCCCGCCAGGAACCGAUGUUGCUGUCGAGGAGUACGUUAGGGAGCUGCGUAAAAUGAAUGUCCUUUACAGUCAAGUGUGCAUUACGAUUCAAGAUGCCAGCCCUCAUAUGAAGGAGGCAUGUGAUUGGUGCAACAACAGUGACUUUGGCUUUGAAAGGCUGUGUCACCGAUACUUCAAUCAUCCUGGGAUGAGCCAUACAAAGUUCUGGAAGUCAUGAAAGGUGUUCUUAGACAGAAUACAAAAGCCGCCGCGGGGUAAAGUUGGAGUCAUUCACUUAGACUGACUGGCUCCUUAUUAUAAAAACCACGAAGAUGCUGAGCUGUGGAAAAUUCAACCAGAGUCGGAUUUGACAUUCUAUUAAUUCACGGCUCAUCAUUUUCAUUUCAUUUCAUUCUUAUGGUCGAAAAAGUCCGGCGUGACCUGUGAAGUGCAGCAAAAUCUGUUUACUGCUCCAGGUGAGUAAGCAUAGGUACAUUAUGUCUGGAGAAAUAGCUGCAGUUUUCUGUAGAAAAUUGGAAAAAAUUCAAACGCUGCGUCGGUCUAACCCCAGAGUCGGGCAAGCAUUUUUUAGAUUUUCUACCUAAUAAUUAAAGACUCGUUUUAUCAGAAGCCGGCCUGUAAGGUCCUUUGGGACACUUUGUGUUCUCUAAUGGAGGAGUUGCUUGCCGAAAUUCUGAGAAGCCUAGCAACUCCCAAGCCGACUCGAUAACUUGACUGGAGAGUGAUUCGCAGUAUGUUAGAUGCGGUAUUUAGGUUUAGAGGUGUUCAAAUUCUGGUGUGCUGUUAUACUCCUCAACGUUCUUUUCCGAAGAAAAGCGUAGAUUGUUAUUUUUACAAGAGCUCCUGUUGCAAGAGGGAAACCUUAUACUGAUAUCGACAUCUACUAUCUUUGGGAUCAUUUCGGGACAAAAUGAGCUUAGGUCGGGUGCAGUGUAACAAUAUUGGAAAACGUCGCGAAUAUCAGCUGUUCUUUGUCAUUCCGGAACUAUCGCGAUGACGCAACCAGGCAUACCAGUGGAAUGUUAGCGAAUCUUCCGAAACCAUGGUCUGCCGAGUAUAUAAGGAGUCCACGCCGCUGGGAGGCCAGUUUAAGUCGGAAUACUGGCAUGACUCUUAAAUCGAUAUAAAUAAUAGUAAAUAAAUAUAUCUAGGAUUCAGUAAAAUAAAUCAUUUUUGUGCAUCGAGUGUUUUAAUUCCCAACGAAACGAAUGCUAAAAGUGCUACAGUACUUUUAGAUGAAAAAAUGUUGGUCUUCAAAACGUUAAACCAUAGGAGGCUUGUAUGCCAACAUGAUUUCAUGGUCAAGUUAUUAGGUACGCUCUUAAAAUGCGGUAAUAUUAGAGUUGCACCAAGUUAAACUACUAUCAUGUGUGAAGAGGCUGGUUUUGUCGGUAAUAUCCAGACUAGCAAUGUCUUGAUUAAUAGCCAUACAAAAGCUUUUGAGAAAUUACAGAACUUGUUCCAGAUUUUUUAAGUAUUAUUUGUUCAGGCUGGAGUAUCGAAUAUUAAAAAAGCAAAACAGCAUAAUUUGCGUAUUUUUCGCUUAAAAGUCCAAACUGGUUCGUGAUUGGAUUCUUAUAUGUAAGCAGAAAUGUGUCUUUUUUUAACCAAUCUUUGAUAACCUAUGGAAAAGUGCCAUUGGCCGAUCUUCAUUUCCUCCUUUAUAAAAAGGAAUGAUUAUCGCCGUUUUGAAGCAAUUUGGAAAAAAACCAUUUUGAAAUGUCUUAUUAAUGAAAUUAGUCCGGCGUCAAACAAAUAUGUGUAAUAAUUCUUAUUUGCAUAAGGGAAAUAUAAAAUUGCAUCAUG
Messenger RNA from Anthonomus grandis grandis, 10633 nucleotides. RefSeq lists its product as uncharacterized. Gene Ontology annotation, biological process: mitotic cell cycle; microtubule-based movement. Gene Ontology annotation, molecular function: plus-end-directed microtubule motor activity; ATP binding; microtubule binding. The coding region runs from base 232 to 6366 and encodes 2044 amino acids. Gene Ontology annotation, cellular component: microtubule. The record is from RefSeq and is a predicted model, not a curated record. Lineage: Eukaryota; Metazoa; Arthropoda; Insecta; Coleoptera; Curculionidae. The transcript is spliced from 8 exons.